Molecule: messenger RNA, 346 nt
Organism: Balaenoptera musculus (blue whale)
Lineage: Eukaryota; Metazoa; Chordata; Mammalia; Artiodactyla; Balaenopteridae
Product: polyadenylate-binding protein 4-like
Exons: 3
Coding region: 65-328 (87 amino acids)
Biological process (GO): protein polyubiquitination; regulation of double-strand break repair
Cellular component (GO): nucleus
Molecular function (GO): RNA binding
Source: RefSeq, a predicted model, not a curated record
UCCUGGUUCCCAGGCACCCCAGCCUGCGGUCCACGUGCAGGGGCAGGAGCCGCUGACCGCCUCCAUGCUGGCCGCAGCACCCCCCCAGGAACAGAAACAGAUGCUGGGUGAACGUUUGUUCCCGCUCAUCCAGACGAUGCACUCAAACCUGGCUGGGAAGAUUACGGGGAUGCUGCUGGAGAUUGACAACUCGGAGCUGCUGCACAUGCUGGAGUCCCCAGAGUCUCUCCGCUCCAAGGUGGAUGAAGCUGUGGCGGUCCUACAGGCUCAUCAUGCCAAGAAAGAAGCUGCCCAGAAGGUGGGCGCUGUUGCUGCUGCUACCUCUUAGACAAGGACAAACCGUAUG